CGCUUAAAGCGCGAGUGCGCGUGCGUGCUCAAUUGGAUGCGCGUUUGUAAUGAAACUUGCAGUUACAGUGGAACCCCCCCGUUUUGGAAAAGUGCACGCGAAUCCUUGUCGGCGCAAAGAAGACCUUAUAAAGAGGGCUAUUGAUGGCAGAAGCUGAACAAGGAGAUCUUUUGGUGGUGAAAGAAGAGUGUUGUCAGGAUGACCGGAUUGAGCAAGAAGACGAAGAGGAGAUGACCCACGCUGAUGUGCUGGACAUCUUUGAAGAAGGCCUUGCGAGGUUGGUCCAAGACCCUCUGCUAUGUGAUCUGCCCAUUCAGGUUACCUUAGAAGAAAUUAACUCACAGAUUGCCUUAGAGUAUGGACAGGCAAUUACAGUCCGAGUCUGCAAAGCUGAUGGAGAAGUUAUGCCAAUUGUAGUGGUGCAGAAUGCCACAGUUCUGGAUCUGAAGAAGGCAAUCCGGCGGUACGUGGAACUGAAACAGCAGCGGGAGGGAGGCAUCCAGUGUAUCGGCUGGAAGUAUGUGUGGCGGACUUUUCAUCUUGUUUUCCAGGGAGAGAAGCUUGAAGAUGACAAGAUGAAACUGAAAGACUAUGGGGUCAAAAACCGAGAUGAAAUUACUUUUCUGAAAAAGCUGAGGAAAAAGUGAACAUUGAUUCUUGCCUCCAUCCUCUACUGCAGUGGAUUCCAUGACCCCUGAUGACUGUUGCGUUUUUAAUCAUGGAGACCUUUAUCUGCUGCUCAGUGCAUUUUGGGAUGGAAAGUCGGCGACACCUCCUCGCAGACCCUCACUUUUUAGGACCUCGAUCCUUUUGGGGAAAUAAUACAAAACAUUUGCAGAUGAUCGAUAAUUCAAAAGAAAUGUGCACCCUUGUGUGAGUUUGGAGGGCCUUUUAGUUCCCAAACUCCCAAACUUCCCAUCUGGCCAUUCAGCACAUUAACCUUCUAUUGACUUGAUGUGACUGAGCAGACCACCGUACAGCCUUAGAAUUUGCAUUCCCAUGUCAAGUAGCGAGCGGUCAGUCUGGUAUCUUCCUGUCCGAGGUGAAGAGUUUCACUUCACCGUUCAGUGAUUAUCAGGACUCUGAUGUCCCUUCCAUUGACAUCACCAACAGUCCUCUCUGAACUUGGACACCCUUCCACGCUGAAGAGCUACUGUACGCAGUUCACGGUUUUAGAAACCUUUUAUUUUCAAUCAACAUUUGUGUUUCAGAAAUUUGGUUUGGUUACCACAAGGAUGCAGCCAUUUGAAAGGGGAGGAGAUUUAAAACCUGGUAGUGUGAAUUGUGUUGCUCUGCAGGGUUGACGUUGUCGGCUGUAGAGUCCUUUUUCCAGUGCUGUCGUUUUUGUCUUCCCGUUCAAUUCCUGUGGAUUCUUGUUUUUUUUUUUGUGUCCUGGAUUAUCUCCUGUUGAUGGGCAUGGACUGUCUGUUUUGGAUUCCGUGUCGACCUUUUGAAGAAAGGAGCGCUCCAUCAUUCGUCGUCAUCACGAAAUACCGGUAGGACUGUCUUUCCACUUGCAUCCAGCACGCUGGUCUCUGGACUGUCGGCCUCCAUUUGAUGCAUCGGUUGCCAUUUUCAUGGACGACUUCGUGUGUGGUUUUUGUUAGUGAUUUGUUAUUGAGUUCGCAUUUUAUUGUGUAUUGUUGUAAAGGGAAUUGGGGUGGGAUCAUUUAGUUUGUGUAGUUAUAUUUUGUUUUAUUGUUUUAAUACUGUCUUGAAUUUCUGUGUUAUUACCGGUUGCUUGCUUUUGUCUGUGAACGGAGUGUGUGAGAGUCGGGCCAAGGCCGGGUGCGUUCCGGAUAUCCCCACCAAAAAAAUAAAUAAAUCCUA
Molecule: messenger RNA, 1830 nt
Organism: Erpetoichthys calabaricus (reedfish)
Lineage: Eukaryota; Metazoa; Chordata; Cladistia; Polypteriformes; Polypteridae
Gene: snrnp25
Product: small nuclear ribonucleoprotein 25
Exons: 7
Coding region: 144-647 (167 amino acids)
Biological process (GO): mRNA splicing, via spliceosome
Cellular component (GO): U12-type spliceosomal complex
Molecular function (GO): protein binding
Source: RefSeq, a predicted model, not a curated record